AUGUCGCCGCCCAUAUACGCCACCAACACCCGCGCUCUCUGCAUCUCGCUGAUCAGGCUCCCUUGGUCCGACGCCAUCCAGCUCGCCAAGGCUGUCAGGGGCGACACGGAGAUCCUGGACUGCCUUUGCCAUGACAUGUAUAAGAGUGGGCUUCAUCGCAUCUACGGCGAUACCCGCUACUGGAUCAGCACUGGUCCUAGUGGCCGCGUUGAUCGCCGCAACACUCACUACGCAAGGAUCAGCAGGGAGUUUCCCAUCACUCUCGUAUUCAGGGACAAUAGCUUCUUCGACAACUUCGAGAUCCUCGACAAUACCACUGGCCCUUCUGAGAUCGAGGCUCUGCUCGUCUUGAUGCACCGGAUGAUCCCUGCCCAUCUCGUACACAGGGAAAGGGACUGA
Messenger RNA from Diplodia corticola, 399 nucleotides. RefSeq lists its product as uncharacterized. The coding region runs from base 1 to 399 and encodes 132 amino acids. The transcript is spliced from 2 exons. The record is from RefSeq and is a predicted model, not a curated record. Lineage: Eukaryota; Fungi; Ascomycota; Dothideomycetes; Botryosphaeriales; Botryosphaeriaceae.